AUGGCACAAGUCCCUCAGGAAAAAGAAGGCAAAGACGGCGUUGUGUAUCUCUCCGCUGGAGAUAUCCAGCUUGGCGAAGUGGCGGCAGUUCGUUUCAGACUGUCGAACACUGGGAACCUCGGCAUCGCGUACCGCCUCUUUCCUGUAUCUCCAGAAGAGCUGCAGGAGCCUUUAGAGGCAGACUCUCAGUUUAACCAACGAAGAGGGCAGACCCGUGACACAGCUGGCCUUCCACAAGAUCUACCCGAGGAGUCAGAACCAGAAAAUCGAAGCGCAGAGGAUCCUGUCACGCUCACUUCAACGGAGCUUACCUCAGCUGAAAAUGUGGGAAAGGAAAGCAAUGCAGGCCAGCCGGAAGAAGACUUGAGGAGUCUUAGUGCUUCUGGAUGGCUGGAGGCGCUCCAGGGGGAGGCCGUUGUGCUGGCUCAACGACUUCGGAUCUCAGACAAACAAAAUACUCUUGCCUGGACACGAAUCUUGUCUAGUGGCUUGGGCGGCCUGUUGGAAAGCAGAACGGAGCAAGAUCGCCAGGAUGCUCCCCCCACUGCUCCUCCGUUGCAGCUUUCACUCCGAAGUACUCUUGUUAAGAACGCAGCCGGAGAGUUAGACGCCUUCCAGACGCAGGAAAUUACCAUUCACGAAGAUGUGGUGGUCGUAGUGGACGGACAGUGCGUCUUGCCGCCCGUCUGCAUGGAUGCGCCGCUACACGACCUCGGGAUCUGUGUUCCAGAUAGAGUAUACCGUCAACACUUUCAAGUGGCCAGCAGCAGCACCCUGACCCGCACGUUGCAGGUGGUUUCGCCGGAAGUAGAAGAGAAGGUAUUAUGGGUAGAGCCGCGCUGCUCCUUCGUGCAGCCUAGAGGUGUGGCUUCUCUGACAGCGCACCUCUGUCUAUCUUUCUCCUUCUUCGAACGACAUCCCGAAUACGUGCAACCUCUCCCUCCUGAUGUUGCUAAGACUAAUCUCAAAUCUGUGGCGUUCAAGAUACCAAUUCAGAUAAGGGCAAGCGACCAAAUUCUUUGUGUUCUCACUGAGCUACACUUGCGCCUUUCUCGCACGGCCUUGAAUUUUGGGACGUCCGAAAACACGAUUCGCCGAACGCAAUUAAUCAAGGUCCACAAUCCCUCCCUGUUGGUGGCGUCAUUCGGUUUCCGUUCUUCUGAUCGCGCUCUGCGGGUUUUGGAGCCCCCUCACUUCACAGACCUUAAUGGCGCAAUGAACAGGCAGAAACUCCCAAGGGCAGGUCAAGAUAAUCAGCCUCCUGAACCAGGCAGUCCGUGCUUCACCCCUCCGCAAGACCCUAAUUGUGCCGUUGUUUCUUCGAGCGACUCUGCUCCUAAGGAAGAAACUGCAGGUCCAAAAUGGCACCCUGUCCCUGUGAAAUUCCCUGUGAAGAACUUCCGAGACACACAGACACCGCCUCCCUUUUCAGCCCUUCGGCAGCUGCAGGAGACGGACAGCAAGACGUGGGACGACCUGCAUCAGUACCUUCCCCAUCUAGAUUGCGGAGGAACAGGCAUGCUGCUGCCAGGGGAGACACGAUCCUUCGCUGUGGCACUUGAUCCGACAGAGCUUCGAUGCGACGCCCACGCUCUGCAGCUAGCUACAGGGAAAGCAGUUGAACGGGAAGGCGAGCUUCGCAUGCGGGUCCUGCUGGCGAGCCAAGCCGCCUAUGAAAUCAAAAUUCCUUGGUCCGUUACUCUUGUGGAAUCGCCGAUUGUUAUUUUGCCUUCCCCUAGUUUGAAGUUUCCCGCCAUACCUGUUGGCCAGAAAACAUCGGCAACGUUAGAACUGAAGCUCCUAGGCAAUCAAAUUGCACUUGGAAGGGGAGAUGCCGAAGGAAGCCCAAAGCACUCAAACUUCCCGAAAACUCCUUCAAAAGAAGCCAUGCAGUUCACAGCUGUUCUUGUAGAAGUCCAGCAGCCACUUUCAAGCCUCAGCGCGCUCGGCAUUACCCCAACUCGAGUGUUGCUCUACCCGAAAAGGCGCAGCGCUUCUCUCUUUAUCUGUUUUAGCCCAACCAACGAAUACAUGCAGCUGCUGCCAGCAGUCGAAGCACAAGAAGCUGUGGCGGACCUCGAAGGGUCUUCUCUUUCCAGUGCUAAUGAAGCUGCAAAACAUGGACCACAGCCUGGUGGCGGGGCUCUGAACGGUGAAAAAGCACAACCUACAGCAUCAGGUGGGAGUGCCAGAGGCCGAGAAAGAGCUAAAAAGGCUGUGAAAGCCGAUGCCACCGCACCAAUGGACUCGAAAUCCGCAACAGAAAAACGCCCGCAUAGAGAUGCGAAGCCUAAGAACAAUAAACCAGGCCUCAAGUCUGGAGAAAGCCUUGUAGAGGAAGAUGAGAAUGCCACUGUGUGCCUCUCAGAAGACUCCGCUGAGGCUGUAGGCAAUGGCCACAGUGUGGCAACGGCUGGUGCUACAGAAGGGCUUAGCGACGUUGCUGACCCUGCGCGGGAGAUUACUAAUGGCACGGCUCUACGCACAGCGCUCCAGCAGGUGACCAAGGCUGGGGGAGCUCGGUGGACAAGCUUAGAAGACGACGGGGGGGCCGACUUCUUUGCUUUUGACGACCCACGAGCGUUCCAUCACGCGCGUUGGCUCAUACCGCUAAAAAUAUGGCGUCUGUCACCCAGACAGGUUGACGCUUUCCUUUCUGGGAGGGAGGCGGACUCUCCGCAAUUACCCGUAUUUGGAACAUCACAGUCAUUUAUUGAGGUCAGCACUUGCGCAACUCCCCCCCUCGUCGUUGCUUCCAUGAAGCACGUGGACUUUGGCUCGGUGAUGGUGGGGCAGCGGGUGUUCCAGCAGGUGUACAUCACGUUAGCUCCCUUUGCACCGCCAUGCUCCCACACCUUCCAAGCCUUGCCGCUGCCCUUGGGCUGCAGGUUCAGCCUGAUCAGCGUUGCUCGAGAAGUCUCACCUGAACGCCCACUCUGCCUCACCAUUGCCUUUCAGCCUAAUGCACCACAGAAUUUCGCUGCCGACCUGACCCUUCAGUCGGCGCGCACCCGGAUAACAGUCUCCCUUAGCGGAUCAGGCAUUCAGCAGACAGUCGACGUGGUUCCUUUUCAGACAGCGUACGACAUGGGAGCUGUGCUCUGUCCACCUCAGGGAAAAGGUACCUCCCUGCUACUUGAAUGCGGCGCAGAGGGUUGGCUCAGAGGCGACUUCGAGCUCAAGCUUGCCACUGAGGGGCAUAAUUCGAGGGUUUUGAGUUUCUUUGGGCUUGCAACUGCAAACCCAAUCUACGUAACUGCACCGAUUCUACGCGGUGGGUCAGUUUGUCCUCCCCGGGAGGCCGCUGCCUGUUCUUCGCAUGAGGGCAGCAGCGGCCACAACAGCAGCAGCAAGUGCUGCUGCGAUGGCUCGGUGGAAUCCAAAGACUUUGAAGGCACUCUACGAGAUGGUAAUACCUGCUUGGCAUGUUGCAUGGAGCUUCUACCACGGCUUUCCGCAGAGCGCAGUCUUUUAUGCCCGGACGAGCUGGACACCCCUUGGAAUCGCACGAUUACGGAUGAAGGAAAUCCUUCUCCAAAAGCAAAGGGUCAAAGCCUUUCUCAUCAGCAAGCGCAGCUGGCGGGGAGUGACUCCAGCCCUGAAAAAAGGCGUUUCGAAGUGCCGCAGAGCCUGCAAAUCCUUAAUGUCCAGUUCGGCUCCCCUCCCGGCGGUGGCUGUUUUGAAGAACCAUGUGAGGGCCCAAGCCAUAUGCACGGAGAUAGAGUCAACACCCAGACUCAGUCCGCCCGUAGCCCUCCACCAUCAGGGCGGGAUGAAAGGCAAAAAGUAGACACAGGGGGGCUGCUGCACGAAGCCGAUUUGAUAGUCAACAAUGAUGUAACACGUACGAUAGUUGUGGCUGGGGCGUGGAGCCCUGGACGUCAGGGCUUGCCUCCCUAUGCUUCUGCCAGGACUGAAACAUGCGGGAGCUUUGAAAUUACUGUUGACCCUUCACCAUACUCGCGUCUGUUUACCUUUGAACCAUCGAAAGGGACUGUCUCACCUGGAAGUCAGCAAAUGAUUCGUGUUAAUUUCUACCGGCAACCCCCAACAAGUGGUGAGAGAAGUUGUAUGCAGCUUCCUUACAACCAAGGCUAG
Messenger RNA from Eimeria acervulina, 4098 nucleotides. RefSeq lists its product as hypothetical. The transcript is spliced from 6 exons. NCBI's taxonomy places the organism in Eukaryota, Apicomplexa, Conoidasida, Eucoccidiorida, Eimeriidae. The record is from RefSeq and is a predicted model, not a curated record. Bases 1 to 4098 code for a protein of 1365 amino acids.